Messenger RNA from Orcinus orca (killer whale), 4846 nucleotides. RefSeq names its product COP9 signalosome subunit 7A (gene COPS7A). The transcript is spliced from 8 exons. Gene Ontology annotation, cellular component: COP9 signalosome. The record is from RefSeq and is a predicted model, not a curated record. Gene Ontology annotation, biological process: COP9 signalosome assembly. NCBI's taxonomy places the organism in Eukaryota, Metazoa, Chordata, Mammalia, Artiodactyla, Delphinidae. Bases 202 to 1053 code for a protein of 283 amino acids.
CGGAGCGGUGGCCCCGCCCGGUACGCUGGAAGACGAAGCUUCCAGGUAGCUGUCCGCAGGGUCUGACCCAGAGUACGACGGGGCAGCCGGCGGGAGCCCACGGUCCCUGGGCGGCCUCUUUAAGGGAGGGGGCGGAGCCACGUGGAAGGAUCCCGAGGCUCCAGACUUCCUGAGCCCAGGUACCCCCAGCUCAGUGCAGCCAUGAGUGCCGAGGUGAAGGUGACAGGGCAGAACCAGGAGCAAUUUCUGCUCCUGGCCAAGUCGGCCAAGGGGGCAGCGCUGGCCACUCUCAUCCACCAGGUGCUGGAGGCCCCUGGUGUCUACGUGUUUGGGGAACUGCUGGAUAUGCCUAAUGUUAGAGAGCUGGCUGAGAGUGACUUUGCUUCCACGUUCCGGCUGCUCACGGUGUUUGCUUAUGGGACGUAUGCUGACUACUUAGCUGAAGCCCGGAAUCUUCCCCCACUCACAGAGGCUCAGAAGAAUAAGCUUCGACACCUGUCAGUCGUCACCCUGGCUGCCAAAGUCAAGCCCCAGCCCGCCCUCGGGCCCCAGUGUAUCCCAUACGCAGUGCUGCUGGAGGCCCUGGCCCUGCGGAACGUGCGGCAGCUGGAAGACCUCGUCAUCGAGGCCGUGUACGCCGACGUGCUGCGCGGCUCCCUGGACCAGCGCAACCAGCGGCUGGAGGUUGACUACAGCAUCGGGCGGGACAUCCAGCGCCAGGACCUCAGUGCCAUCGCCCGAACCCUGCAGGAGUGGUGUGUGGGCUGCGAGGUGGUGCUGUCGGGCAUCGAGGAGCAGGUGAGCCGCGCCAACCAGCACAAGGAGCAGCAGCUGGGCCUGAAGCAGCACAUUGAGAGCGAGGUCGCCAACCUGAAAAAAACCAUUAAAGUCACAACAGCUGCCGCCGCCGCGGCCACGUCUCAGGACCCCGAGCAGCACCUGACGGAGCUGAGGGAACCGGCUCCAGGCAGCAACCAGCGCCAGCCCAGCAAGAAAGCCUCGAAGGGCAAGGGGCUCCGAGGGAGCGCCAAGAUUUGGUCCAAGUCGAACUGAAGGGACUGUCGUUUCUUCCGGGAUGUGGGGUCCUAGCUGCCUGCCUGCCCCUUAGGAGUCCUCAGAGAGCCUUCCUGUGCCCCUGGCCAGCUGAUAACCUAGUUCAUGACCCGUCACCUCCCUUCUUCUCUCCCACACCCCCAGGCAUAGACCACACCAUCUCUGGGGGGAGGCAAGUACAAGUCGUGUUUUUGUUGGUACUUUUUGUUUCACGUAACUUUCUUGUGUGUCCCAUUGUCCCCUCUUCCUGCCACGCUCCCUCCCCUAUUUCUUUAGGAGUCAGCGUCUGUCCCUGUUUAUUAUACAUCACUGAGUGGGUGGGGCUGCCGUGUCUCCAGCAUAACCCACACGUGAUCCCUUCCCCUUCCUCCGCCCCAGCCCUGCAUGCCCAGCCUCCUGCCCACCCGCCUGUUUGGGCAGCAUCUGAAGAGCCAUAGGGCUCCCACCUUUAUUCCCACCCUGAGAGUUCUGGGAGCCAUUCUAGGAGUCACUGGACACUCACAUCCUAGAAUCCUGUCACUCUGCAGUUGUUUCCUGUCCUCUCUCCUCCCCUUGGGUCCUGGGAGUGCUGCUGCUUCAAUGACCCCAGAGCCUCAGAGCAGCUGUUUCUUGAGCUGUUGUGAGAUGGUCCUUUCUUGGCCCUGGCAGUCUUAGAAAGCCUGAUGGCAAUCCUGGAAGGAUUUACACUUCCUUCUGUGAGUUUUGUGUGGAAGGGCAGGGGAUAUAGAUUGUAUAAAAAGAGUAUAUAUACGUAUAUCUAUAUAUAACAUGACACAGAAAUAAAUCUAUGAGAAGUCUAUCUACAAACACGCCCUGAACUGGGUGUCUUCUGUCUUUGGUGUUUGUGGAUGGGAAGAAGGCUCAUUCCCAGUCCGCUCUAAAGCAAAGUGCCGGAAAAACAAAAGAACCAGGUACUGGAGACCUAGAUCGUGGGCCGUUUGGCUCUGGCCAGAUCGGCUCAGCAUCUCGGCAUUCUUUAAGAGGCAGUGGAUGCUCACCGAGCACCAGCAUGUGGUAGGCUCUGGAGGUCCAAAGCGAUGGGCACUGUCCCUGCUCUCAAGGAGCUUGAGUUCAGCCUGUUUCCUUCCAGCUUAUAGAAUUGUAGGCGGAAGAGUUGAUAGUAAACUUCAGUUUUUGCAUCAGUACCACACAGGACUCUCCCAUCUCAGUAAGAAGCAGCAGUCGGGCUCCUGUCCCCGUCCAAGGCAGAGCGUCCAAGCAGCAUGCUGGGAGGAUUAGUCUCCUUGGCUCAGCGCACUGCUGCGCACGCGCUAGAAUUGGGAAGCUCUAGUGUAAGGGACAGCUGCCCCCGCCCCCCGCCCCCUCCCGUGCAUGAGAGGCGAUUGCCUCCUGAGGGUCCCAGUGUUGACUGAGUUGCCCUCCCGAGCUUGUGCUGUCCUCUAGGUGGAGAUGUAGGACAGACUACUGUUUACUGGUCCUAAAGGUGUCAGUUGUAGAAUUGGAAGUGGGGGUAGAUCCCGAGUUUUCGGUUAAAAGUGGUCCGGGUGAGCCAGUUAUCUUGCAGGGCAGCGGAGACUGAAUGGGACCAGUCCAGUGGGCCCUGUCUCGGGAAUUGACACUGUUGGCCUCUUGCUUUAGCUUUGGCCUAGGCUAGCCUGUUGAGCCUGUUGCAUCUUGAGUCUAAGUCUCUGAAAUAAAGCCCUUCUUCCUCCCACACCGUCCACUGUGCAGAAGUCACUAACUGCUGGUGCUUCGAGCCUGUGCCCCCUUUCCCUGCCCAGGCCCCAUUUUUCUCUUGAACUUUAGUAUCUCAUUUUCCUGUAAGCUGCUUCCAGCCCUGACUCCACAACUGCCCUGAUCUGUCUAGUGCCGGCCUUCCGUGGGUGUCUCUACAGUCUGGUGUGGGCUGGGCUGGGACUGCCUGGUCCUCCACCCAAAGAGGGAGGAGGCGCCGUUCACAGCCCCAGGGACAUGAACAUGCAAUUUGUCUUUGAUUUACAAAGACAGGGCUCUUGGCUCCCAAGGCUUGGAGAUGGGGGAGUGGAGUAUUUGGGGGCUGGUUUUGACCAUGGAAUUUGGUUCGGGAUUUAGGGAUUCUGUGCAUAACCAAGCCUAGGGCACCAGGAAGAUUCUCCCAACCAAGAGUCUUAUCAGCACUUGCACAUUCUCACAUGCUGAUCCCUACUGUACAGCAAUCUCAGAGGAGCUCAGGGCUGGACCACUCUGGUAGGGAGGAAGAGGAAGAGAACUUGGCUUCCUGUGAGUUCAGAGUUCGUGCACAUGAAACAGGUGACACUUAGAAGGUAAAGACAAAGUCUCCACAGCUAAAAAACAUGACUGCACUGGGGCGCACCUUUAUGCACAAGAAGAGCAAAGGCAAUGUCUAUAGUCAGUGUUUCACGUGAUCCUGUUAAAGAGGGGUUAGAAAUUCUCUGCUUAGGUUCAACUUCCAACAUGGGUGGAGAGAAGGGAGUUCAGCGGGGCAAGUCUAGGCAGUGUAUGAGUUCUCUUGCUGUGUAACAAAUUACCCUGAAACUUAGUGGCUUAAAACAACACACAUUUAUUAUCUCAGUUUCUAUGGUCCGCGAAUCGGCACAACUAAGUUGAGUUCUCUGCUGAGUUUUCAGGGUCCCUCCCGAGGCUACAGCACAGUGUUAGCGGGGCGUCUCAUCUCAGGGUUCCAGUAGGAAGGACUUACUUCCAGGUGAUUGUCAACAGGAUUCAUCAGCUUUGGGUGGUCAGACUAAGGACUUCAUUCCCUGGCUUACUGUAUGUCAGAGGCAGCCCCGUUCAUCAGAGCAAGAGCCAGAGAGAAGAUAUCAGCAAGGUGAAAUCAGUCUUUUGUAACCUAAUCACGGAAGAAACAUCCCAUCAAUUUUACUAGUCACCAGGUUCAGCCUAGUGACUAUCAGAAGGCAGGGAUCAUUGGAAGGCAUGUCAGAAGUUUCCUACCUCAGGCAGUGUUUCUUUGGUCCACCGGCAUCAGAAUUAUCAGGGGAGCUUUUGAAAAUGCAUAUUCCUGGACCCCAGUUCCUACUGAAUUAGAAUCUCUGGGAUUGGACUGAAAAUGGGACUUCACUACCCUCAUUGACUCAGCUCUGAGCUGUGAUGUCCCAUUUAUAUAAGCAGACUUGCCCAGAUUAGUGCCACCUUAGAUCAGCUGAAAAGGCUUCUACUGCAGGGCCUUGGAGGACGGGUGAGGAGGCCCUGGGUCACCAUCUGGAAAAGAAUGAUGAGCAAAGGUGAAACUUUGAGUACAGGGCGUGAGAGAGGACUUGUCCUGUCUCUGAGGUUCUUAAGUAUAUUGUUAUAUAAUUAAAAGAAGUGUGAUAAGUACUAAGACGUAUAGGGUGACAUGAAAGCGCUUACCAGGGGAUCUACUUGCCUGGGGUCAGGAAAGCCUCCUCCCAGGAUGUGACCUUUAAAUUGAAAUUAGAAACCCAAGUAGCAGUUAACCUGAUAAAGGGGAGGGAGGAUGAGCAAUCUGAGUGGGAAGAAAAGUGGGAUGAAGGCCUAGAAGCAGAAAGGUUUCAUCCUGUGGACUACUGCAGCUCCCCUAAAAUGAAAUGUGUAAUGUGGGGCAUGCGUGGGGAAUCCCGUCCUAUACUUUUACGUAUUGUUCAUCUGUCCAAUCAAUUGGUAAAUAUAUCUUGACUGAAAAAUCUGAAAUAAUACAAACCAUAAUGCAUAUAUUAUACUUCUGGGCAUUGGGAUUUUGGGUGAUUUUUGUCUUUUUGCCUGUCUCUAUUUUCCAAUAUUUCUAUGAUAAUUUCUAAUAAUAAAUAAUAUUAUUUAUUACUAAUAAAUAAUAUUUAUUAAGUGCUUACUGUGA